Messenger RNA from Effrenium voratum, 1755 nucleotides. Lineage: Eukaryota; Dinophyceae; Suessiales; Symbiodiniaceae. The record is from the annotation of a GenBank genome assembly.
AUGCUUGAGGUAGAGGACUGCCGCGAGGGGCUGACCGGCAAGGGGAAAGACUACCGGGGCUGCCAGUCGGUGACGAGGACCGGCAAGACGUGUCAGCGCUGGGACGCCAGCAGCCCGCACAGCGUGGAGCCCUACACAGCCGCAAACUUCCCAGAAGCGGACCUGUCAUUGAACUACUGUCGCAACCCCGACGGCAGGAACACGAUUUGGUGCUUCACCACCGACGACGAUGUGGAAUGGGAGUUCUGCGACAUCCUGCCGCUGUGGACUCUGAAAAGCGGCCCUUGCACCACCGACAUCUUCUGCAUCUACAGCCCCAGCUUCCCCAACGCCUACAGCAACCGGGAGACCUGCGAGCUGUCGGCCCUUCAGCGCGGCGUGGGGGGCUUUCUGCGGGUGGGGCGCUUCGACACGGAAAGCGGGUACGACAUCCUGACUGUGAGUGGGCAACAAUACAGUGGGUCUGCAGGCCCUGCGGGCGUCGAGGUGGGCGUGGGCCUAGAACUCGUCUGGAGCUCCGACCACUCGGUGACCAAAAGCGGCUGGGAGAUCUGCGUGGCCUUCCCGGAGCACACCACGAGCACCACGAGCGCGUCAACGACAAAGACGCACACGGCAACAUCCACAACUACUCAGUCCAUCUCCACCACGACCAGGACCAUGACCAGCAGCAGCACAACAGUGAUGUUCCGCGUGCUGGUGGGGGAGCUGCUGCUGGACGUGGACGAUCCCUCGGCCGCCCUGCCGUUCUUCGCCGACAACGCCACGGGCCAGGAGGCGCUACGCCGGGGUGUGGCAGACGGGCUUGGCCUGGAGCAGGACAUGGUGAAUUUGACCGCCUUCGAGGUGUGGGGAUCCUCGGCCGGGCGGCGCCUGGCGGGAAUCCUGGCAGUGGGCUACGAGAUCUCCGUGCCCAGCACAUCGGCCCUGGAUCAAGCGCAGCUCUCCGCCUCCGGUGCCGCGUUGGCGGCGAGCAUCAACCAGUCCUUGGCGGACAGCGGGGUUCCAUUGACCGUCAGCGGCGUGCAGAAUGUUGAGAAGACCAGCACCACCACCACUGCCACGACGACGAGUCGAACUUCCAGCACCUCAAGGACCUCAUCCUCCACGACUUCUUGGACCACAACGGUGUCCAGCACCACGACGAACACACCGGUGAACUGCCAAUUUUCGGAUUGGUCCGACUGGGAUAAGUGCAAUCGGCCCUGCAACGGCGGCAACUACACCCGCACGCGCGCCAUUGCCGUGCCGGAAGAAUUCGGUGGAGACCCUUGUGUGGGCGAGCUGUCCGAAACAGACAGCUGCAACACCGCGAACUGCUCAGAUUGCUUUCCAGGCUUCCACCUGGUCUUCAUCUCCAACGAGGAGGCGGGGUGCCUGCCCUGCGCGCGGGGCCGCUACAACCCGGUGGCCGGUGCGGAGAGUUCCCAGAGCUGCCUGCCCUGCGCCAAGGGCGAGCAGAGCCUGGAGGGUGCCACCCAGUGCACGCCCUGCGCGGAAGGCUCCGCCGCGGCGCCUAUGCUGAGCCCCACCGCAUCCGCAGACCUGGCCAACGUGUCCGGGGACUUUGUGCUCAGCGACGGGGCGGCAGGGCUUUGCUCCGCCUGCGCAGGCAGCCUCACCUUCCGGGUGGCAUGCGCCUCGCAGCGCUCGGUCUAUUUUACCGCCUGGGUGUCAGCGGCAGAAGCUGCGGAGCUGGAGCUGCAGGUGGCGGGGCUCGCGCCCAUCGCUUGGACGGUGCAGGCGGGCGCCCAG